AUGAGCUCUUCAAACUCGAGGACCACAUUCAAGCCCAUCCAACCAUCAUCCUACUGGGCUCUCAUUGUCUUUCAUUUCUCAGUGCCUACUUUCCUCGAUGUAUGGCGACAAUUCAUCGUCAACUCGCCCUAUUCAUCUUUCCUACUUGCCUUACAUCGGUCGAUCAAGUUUGCCUUUAAGUGCGUUUGCCUGGUCUGCAGUCAGUCUAAAACCAACACUAGCGAAAUUGGUCGUGCACUCAGAUUAGCACAUGCCUCCCGAGUGACGGCUACUUCACAUUACCUGGACGAGCCUGAUGAUGAUGAGGGGUCAGGGGCGCGGUCUGGAACUGAUGAGCUCUCAGAUGGUUUGGCGGUUUGGAGGAUUGAUUGGGCUCUGAGACAUUCAGUAACAUUGAUGAACGAAAAAGCAACUCUGAACACUGGCUCCACCGACACAGAGGAUGUAGCGCUGGCCAUUUUAAGCGUCAAAUCAAUAGACCCAGUGUAUACUCCUACGUUGGUACUCUGCCUCAAUCGGACCCGAGCCGCCGAUCAAUCGAUCAAGAUGGUUUUAGCACGCUCCAAUACAACCUAUAAUCCUGCGACUGACUCAUCAAGACUGAGAGACCUUUGGAAAUUGCUCAAGCCAGGGAAGCCACUCGAAUCGCUUCAUACCAAAUCAUGGCAGGAUAUUGGCUUUCAGGGUUCAGAUCCUUCGACUGACUUUCGAGGUUCUGCAAUUUUAGGGCUUGAUGCUCUGAUAUUGUUUGGACAUCGUUAUGGAAAGGCAGCUCAAGACCUUGUUGCGGAAGCCGUGGAUGGAGGACCGUCCUGGUAUCCAUGGGCACUAGCUUCCAUCAAUAUCACGUGGUGGUGUAUCUCAUUGGCAAAACAACAUCAAUUACAAUACUUUCUAUUAUCUCCUAUUCAAGACAAAUCAUAUGAAGAGAUAGAUGUACCAAUUGAACUUUUGCCAUUUCUAAUCCUACAAACUAAAUUAACUUUUCUUUUUCAUUCAUUUUGGAGAAGGCUAGAUCCACCACCUAAUGUGAUGCAAUUUGAAAGCAAGUUUAAGGUGUUCAAGGGAUCUGUGGAAUCAGGUUUGGUAAAAGGAUUGAUUGGUGGGCAUGGGGUUGGAUGGAUUGAUGAGAUUGAAGGCAACCUUGGCAAAGAUACUGGGAUGUAA
Molecule: messenger RNA, 1167 nt
Organism: Melampsora larici-populina 98AG31
Lineage: Eukaryota; Fungi; Basidiomycota; Pucciniomycetes; Pucciniales; Melampsoraceae
Exons: 7
Coding region: 1-1167 (388 amino acids)
Molecular function (GO): GTPase activator activity
Source: RefSeq, a predicted model, not a curated record